AUGAACUUGCAGAGACUUUUCAAGAAAGAUCCAAUGAUUCGCAAGCUUAUCCAUUAUAUUCCUGAUUCGGAGCCUGGUGGGCCAAUGAUGGUUCUUGAAGCAUUUACUAACUCGCUUUGGGAAGCGCGGAAUGCGAGGCCAUUGACUGCAAAGGAGAUAAAAUGGAUUAUGAAGGGCGUUCUUCUAGGCAUAUUUACAGUUCAUAUGAAAGGGUUGGUUUAUACUGGUGAGUGUAAAGUGCUGAAAUUUUAUUUCAACAUGAAUUUUGAACUUGGCAUAUUCACUCUCACUUUAGAUCUGAAAAUGGAGAAUGUCGCCCUUGGCAGGUUUGAUCACUCAAAACCGAAUGAAAAUGUUCGUGAAUUGAUUGUCCGACUCGCUGAUUGUGGUUCCAUUAGUAAGCCAUCAACCAAAGAAGUGACCUCCCUAACAUACCGGAGCCCUGAAGUUCACUUCGGCAAGCCGUGGACUGAAAGUACAGAUGUUUGGUCCUGGGGAAUAAUUCUAGCGCAAUUGCUUCAAGCCCAAGUCAAUCAUAAAUCACCAGGAAUGUACGAUACGAUUUCCACGGGACCCCUGCAGAACAAGACGAAAGCUGUUCGCGAUCAGCUUGCUAUUGACUUUGACCUGGCCUCCGUUCCGUUCUAUGUUGAGGACAAACAUUGUGCCGGUAAGCUACCUUCACCACAGCCAGACGAAGCAUACAUGUGGGCAAAUGAUAUGGUAGAGAAAGGCGUUGCUGGCGAAGACAUCCAGUUCUUGGUUGAGGUUUUAAAUCCGGAUCCCAAUGCACGCUUGACUGUGCGUGAGAUUCUUGAGAGUGGAUAUUUAGAGGUCUGA
Molecule: messenger RNA, 840 nt
Organism: Ophidiomyces ophidiicola
Lineage: Eukaryota; Fungi; Ascomycota; Eurotiomycetes; Onygenales; Onygenaceae
Exons: 3
Coding region: 1-840 (279 amino acids)
Biological process (GO): protein phosphorylation
Cellular component (GO): nucleus
Molecular function (GO): ATP binding; cyclin-dependent protein serine/threonine kinase activity
Source: RefSeq, a predicted model, not a curated record